Molecule: messenger RNA, 1136 nt
Organism: Epinephelus lanceolatus (giant grouper)
Lineage: Eukaryota; Metazoa; Chordata; Actinopteri; Perciformes; Serranidae
Source: RefSeq, a predicted model, not a curated record
AAAACUCCUCCUUAACAUUCUGACAUCAUCUGAACCAAAGACAGGACACUGGACCAAGUCCUCAUCCCUGAGACACAAGAUGGACAAAACACCUGGACAACAUCUGGACAAUGGACGCCAUUAAAGAGUGGAAGAAAAUGACCUAAGAAUCCAGAAACAUCUGGACAAGACACAUCAAUCAGACAGUAAAGACACUGAGGACAGCAGACUGACAUCUGGACAGUAAAGACACUGAGGACAGCAGACAAAGAGGGUCGGGGGAGGGGGGAAUGGGAGGAGCAGUGUGUAAAGAGGAGGUGAAGGAGGAGAAGAGGAGGAGCGAGGGGAGGGAGGACAGUCUGACAUCAGUGGACAGAAUCCGUCGAUUCACCGUCAGACAGUUUGGAUAUAAUGUCCUGAGUCUGGCUCGCCGAGGACUGAAGGAGGUCCCAGAUGAACUGUGGGAGCUGUUGGAGUUGGAGAAGCUGAAUCUGUCUCUCAACAGUCUGAAGGUUCUCCCUCCUCAGCUGGCUCUGCUCUCCAACCUGGUCGUCCUCAACCUGUGGGGCAACCAGCUCAGCAGCCUGCCAGCAGAGAUCGGACAGCUGAGGAGACUACGCGUUUUAUUCGCCUACAGAAACAGACUGACUGAAGUCCCUGAGGAGCUGGGAGCCUGUACACAGCUGGAGGUCCUGAGUCUGGCCAACAAUCAGCUGUCCUCGCUGCCUGCUUCGCUCUCCAACCUGACCCGACUGAGGAAACUCAACCUGAGUCACAACCACAUCGCUCACGUCCCGGGCUGCAUUUACAACAUGAAGGCUCUGGUGUUCCUCCACCUGGCCUAUAACCGUCUGGAAAACCUGGCAGAGAACAUCCAGGCUCUGGUGGAACUCAAGAUCCUCAUUGUGGAGGGAAACAGCCUCCACUCUCUGCCUAAAGCUCUCUGCUGCCUCACCAGUUUGGAGCUGCUGAAUCUGGACUUUAACGACAUUAAAGAUGUUCCACAGGAGAUGCACCAGUUGUCUCGACUGGAGAAGUUGGCCUGCCAUCCUCUGGAUAAAGGACUCCACAUCGUCCACAACCCGCUGCUGAAGCCUGUGAAGGAGGUUCUGGAGGGUGGACUCAGCGCACUCUUCAACUACCUGAGGGCUGGGUAG